Molecule: messenger RNA, 6248 nt
Organism: Oncorhynchus nerka (sockeye salmon)
Lineage: Eukaryota; Metazoa; Chordata; Actinopteri; Salmoniformes; Salmonidae
Product: intermediate filament family orphan 2-like
Exons: 8
Coding region: 473-1984 (503 amino acids)
Source: RefSeq, a predicted model, not a curated record
CACAAAGAGGCAGGGGUAGGGCUGUAGACUAGUCUGUCAUCACACCGCGGUACCAGAGUCCGGAGAAAGAAACGCGAAUAGGAGCAAAGACAGUGAGUGUGUCUAGAGAGAAUGGGAAAGGGAGAAACUGAGCGCAUAGGCCUACAGCAUCAGCAGCAUCUGAAAAAGCAGAGGCAAACGCACGGUGUGUCAUAUUCCUGCGUAUAACAGAGGAGGAUGGAGACUUUCCCGUUGCGCCAGAGAUCUGGACUGAUAAGAUUAUAUGUUUGUGGAUAGCCUACCAAUAGGAAAAGGUGUUUUCUGGAGGUUUGAGGACAGCGAAGGUCCAUCACCUUCAACUGCCCCGUCAAUCUAAUUUCAAGGAGCCACAUCAUAAGAAACUACCUAGAGAACUGGCAUUUUGGAGGAUAUGAUCGGUUUUAUUGUUCAAUUCAUGUAGCAAAACAAAAAACAAAAGGUUUUUAUCAUUUGUAUGUUUACCAGUAUGAUGAACUCUUUUUUUGAUUCUUCGUCUGCUGCUAUGAUUGAUACAAUUCCUGUCAGCGGUAUGUCCACUGCUGGGACGGGCGCUGUAACCAGUGCGCUUCGAAAUGAUUUGGGGUCCAAUAUUCAUGUCCUGAAGACUCUGAACCUGCGGUUUCGCUGUUUUCUUGCCAAAGUUCAUGAAUUAGAGCGGAGAAACAAAUUAUUAGAGAACCAACUGCAGCAAGCCUUGGAUCAACAACGAUACCAAGUAUACACUCGUGAAGUAGCUGUCCAAACCGACUCUACUGAAUCCCGACUACCUGGUACCAUUUGGAGUUUCACGCACGUGAGAAGACACGGAGAGCGCUAUGAGACUCUCCAGGGCCCUGGUGUAUCCUGGAAUCAUCCGGACGGUGUUGGGGUCCAAAUCGAUACCAUCACCCCAGAAAUACGAGCUCUGUAUAAUGUGUUGGCUAAAGUCAAACGAGAGAGAGAUGAAUACAAGAGAAAAUGGGAAGAGGAGCAGAACAGACGAGAGCAGCUCGAGUCCUUGGUGGAAUCCAUGCAGGAGAGUGCCCAGGAGUCAGAGAAGAUCCAGGAUGAACUGAAUGAGAAGGUGGAGAGGCUGAAGGCUGAGCUGGUGGUCUUUAAGAGCCUUAUGAGCAAUAAAAUGUCCGACAUGGACACUAAGAUCCAGGAGAAAGCCACGCUGGUGGACAUGGACAUCUGCCGGCGCAUUGACAUCACCACCAAACUGUGUGACGUGGCUCAGCAGUGCAACUCAGAGGACAUGUCAAAGAUGUUCAACGUGAGCCCGGCCAGGUCGCUCCCAGAGAGGGGUGCCAUGGCGUGCUGCAGGAAGAAGGAGUGCAAGCCUGUGUCUGACGAGGACAGCUCUGAGAUGGAUGCAGAUCCCAGCACAAGUACCUCAGAGGAGGAGGUCCCGCUCAACGUUACUGACGAAAUGAAACGCAUGCUCAACCAGCUAAAUUGUUCAGAUGAUAAUUUUGUUGCCAGGAGGGAGACAUUUGACAUUGAUGAUGACUGUGACAGCCUGACGUGGGAAGAGAAUGACGAGACCCUGUUGCUAUGGGAGGACUUCAACAACUACAACAUACAACCCGGUGCCAUCACCGCGGCAAACUGCACAGUCACCAGUGCAGCCAACAGCAACACAGAGGAGCCUGUCUCUCAGGAUGGAAGCCUGGGCAGCCUCAUAGAUGAGACAGAAUCACUAUUCAAGACCAGAGAGCAGGAGUACCAGGAGACCAUUGGCGCAAUUGAGAUGGAGCUAGCCACAGCGAAGAGUGACAUGAACAGACACCUGCAUGAGUACAUGGAUAUGUGUAGCAUGAAGCGUGGUCUGGACGUGCAGAUGGAGACGUGCAGGAGGAUGAUUAAAGGGGGCAGGAACUCUCCCUCUGUCAGUUCAGUGGCUAGCAGCGACUCAGGGAACACUGACGAGAUCCAGGACAAACUACUAGACAAGGAUGGAGAGGCUGAGGUGCCAAUCAGUUGAUAGCCUGGCUCCACCCCCUUCCUCCCCUGUUCACUGACAGCUGCUCACAGAGCUCCUAAUUGUCCUAUGGAUCUGGCCCACUGUCCCAGGCCCGGAACUGGUGCUUAUUGUCUCUGUUCUCACAGGAAUGAAGGGGGACAGGGUUAAUUUGCUUCACAAGUGUUUUAAGGCAGAGGUGGCACAUACAAUAUAUGUGUCUGAGCUGUGCUCUCUUCCACAGUGCUGCACAAGAACAUCCAGCAAAACAAUCAACAUGAUCAAACAAGUCAUUCUGGCUCACUCUUAGCAUAGUCUAAGCAGUUCCACUGUCACCACUGUCAUUCUAUUGGCCUGAGGCUGAACAGUCCAUUUGGUGAACAGGGAACAACAUGCACAACAUUAUUCACCAGUGAGAAUAUCUAUCCUUUUGAGUUUGUUAAUAAUCACACAAAAUAUCACAGAUCAAGAGCAGUCACACUAUUUUGUACUUGCAUGUUCCCCAUAGAUGCAGAUGGAUCAUUCACAUAUACUGUACAUGCAAAUGUUCAAAUGGGGAUUGAAAUGUUCUCACCAAAGAGUCAAAGCUAAAAAAUCAGUUUGACUGGACUCUCCACAGUUACCAGUGUUGACUGGGGAACGGAGCACAGCCCUUUGCUGCUAUAAUGCAUUGUUCACAUUCUAUGCAAUCCUCCAGAUUCCUGCUUACAAGCAAAUUACCCCUCUUUUCCCUCAUGAUUUGCCUUUUUAAGCUGGGCAGGUGUUUUCUAUCUGUUAUUCAGAGUGCUCCUGUGUGUUCUCCAAAGUAGAGGAGCAAUGGGAGGUGCAGAAUUAUCUCAUAAAAGGAAAACUCCCUAGUGUCCUUUGUCAAAGGCAUACCUUCUCCCCCUAUCCAUGUUAAUUUAGAGGCUGUAAACAUUUGAAAGGUUAUCCUAAACAAUAUGGAACAAGGUGCCAGCAAACAUGCUGUCUUUGAUUUGUAUUGCCUUAUGCUUAUUACUAUCAUAGUAAGCUUCAGCUAACUUUAAUAAUUUCCCCUUAAAUGUAUCUAAUUGGUAGAACUAACUAAGUUAUUGAUGAUUCCUUGGGCUACUCUUUGGUAAGUCCAAAGCAGUGGAAGCUGCUGAGGGGAGGAUGGCUCGUGAUAAUGGCUGGAACGGAGUGAAUGGAAUGGCAUCAAUGGAAACCAUGUGUUUGAUGUAUUUGAUACUAAUCCACCUAUUCAGCUCCAGCCAUUACCACGAGCCCGUUCUCUCCAAUUGAGGCGCCACCAACUUCUUGUGGUCCAAAGAGCUUUUGAAAGUUAUUGGUCACCUGUUUGUUCUCUCAGAGAUAGGGUACUGAAAUGAUAUAUUACAUAAAACAAUCACGUAAACAGGCAAUACUAUGAACAUUGGUUAAUGAUACAUUCCCUAGAUUAUACACUGAAAAAUUUGGUAUUUGGUAUUUUAUUUUGCCAAUCUUGGAUACUAAACUCAGAUGGCCUUUCAUAACAACACCCACCUGUCUGUCCAGCAGGGUGCACUGUUCCUAUCAUAUUCCGUUGUCUAAUUGUCAUGAGCCCUGGAUUGGGUUUAGAAUUGUUUGUACGUAGAUAAGAGGGCUGUUGGCAUGUGAUCGUAUACCCCAGAUGCCUUUCUGUUCAUAUUGCCCUAUGUAUAAUUAAUGUUUUUGUAUUACAUCCUGUCUAAUGAUUUGAAUUAAAUGAAUCAAUUAACAAAAUUGAUCAAUGCAUGUGGAUUGGGAGAGGUUUUCUGGAAGUUAUUUUUCAAUUGGUUUAUGGAGUGUUGUUAGUUUGCAGAAUCAAGGACAAAAGUGCUAUUUGUAUGAUGAGGGUUUUAAGAUGGAAAAAUAAUGAUAUUUGUCAUUGCAUUGUUUUAUGAAGGAAGAAGGGCUAUUGCAUUUGGUUGUUUCUUUGAAUUAUUUUACAUUGAACUAGAGGCACAUAGUUGUACUAUUGCAAUUCCCUAUAAUUUCUUAAAUCAAAAUAUGCAUUAUGUUCCUGUAGUUUUACAUGGGCCCAUGGAUUUGCGUUGUACAGAUUGAAUUGUGAGUGUUGAGGCAUAAAUGAAAUAUUAUCUUCUUGUUGAACAAUCGUGGAUGGUAAAAAUGGUAUGGAAACUUAACUAUUUCAUCAUUUCAUCUGACACAAAGAUUCUGGCCCAACCAGUCUAUUUUAUAUUAUUUCCUAAACCAUGGUAAAGUGUCAAAACUCAUACACACUAUAAAGACAGAUAACAUUUAGGGAGAGGCCUUAUUCCCAGCUAACUAUAAAAAUCAUUUGUGUUAGAUUUAAAAUCAGCCUGACGAGUGCAGCAUGCUUUUUUCCCGUCCUUUGUUGCACCAUACAGUAUAGGCUGGGAAACACCUUGUAUGUUGUACAGUAGACCUAUGUGCCUUUAGUUCUCAUGUCUCAUGACUGUAAUAUUGUUGCAUAUUUUCAAUUGAACAGAUUGUAGACACCUCCUUUGCUGAAUGUAUGGUCAAUAUUUAGGAGCAGUCUUCUGACUAGACCUACAGUCCCAACCUUACAAUCAGAACUGGUGCAUAUCUCAGGAUUUGGGUCAGAACACAGAAACCUGAUGUGUACAUGGCACAUUGUUCUUUAUUGUCUAAGCAAACACAAAUUGUACAUGUAUAGUUGAACUACUACAUUAUGUACCCUUGCAGGACGUAAGUUUGGCUUAUUGAGCCUAUAUGGGAAUUUGAAAUUGUUGGGUUUAAUUGUUUAGGUAUUUUAUAUGGUUGGUUUCAUCAAUGUAGUGCUAGGGUCUAAAGUGUUACAUUAGCCAUUACUGAAAUGUACACUAUGACCCAAAGUAUGUGGACACCUGCUCGUCGAUCAUCUCAUUCCAAAAUCAUGGGCAUUAAUAUGGAGUUGGUCCCCCAUUUGCUGCUAUAACAGCCUCCACUCUUCAUGGAAAGCUUUCCACUAGAUGUUGGAACAUUGCUGCGGAGACAUGCUUCCCUUCAGUCACAAGAGAAUUAGUAAGGUUGGGCAUCGAUGUUGGGUGAUUAGGCCUGACUCGCAGUCAGUGUUCCAAUUCAUCCCAAAGGUGGUUGAGGUCAGGGCUAUGUGCAGGUCAGUCAAGUUCUUCCACACUGAGUUCGACAAACCAUUUCUGUAUGGACCUCGCUUUGUGCACGGGGGCAUUGUCAUGCUGAAACAGGAAAGGGCAUUCUCCAAACUGUUGCCACAAAAUUGGAAGCACAGAAUCAUCUAGAAUGUCAUUGUAUGCUGUAGCAUUAAGAUGUCCCUUCACUGGGACUAAGGGGCCUAGCCCAAACCAUUGUUCCUCUUCCACCGAACUUUACCUGCCCGAAUGCAUAGGGACAAAUGUAGAGUUCUCUUGGCAUCCGCCAAACCCAGAUUUGUCCACAGGACUGCUAGAUGGUGAAGUGUGAUUCAUUACUCCAGAGAACGUGUUUCCACUGCUCCAGAGUCCAAUAGCGGCGAGCUUUACACCACUCCAGCCGACGCUUGGCAUUGCGUAUGGUGACCUCAGGCUUGUGUGCGGCUGCUUGGCCAUGGAAACCCCGACGAACAGUUCUUAUGCCGUUGCGUCCAGAGGCAGUUUGGAACUUGGUAGUGAGUGUUGCAUCCAAGGACAGGCAAUCUUUACAUGCUUCAAUACUCGGCAGGCCCGUUCUGUGAGCUUGUGUGACUUUCCACUUCGUGGCUGAGCCAUUGUUGCUCCUAGAUGUUUCCACUUCACAAUAGUAGCACUUACAGUUGACGGUGCAGCUCUAGCAGGGCAGAAAUUUUACGAACUGACUUGUUGGAAAGGUGGCAUCCUAUGACGGUGCGACAUUGAAAGUCACUAAGCUCUUCAGUAAGGCCAUUCUACAAAUUUGAAGGGGUGUUCACAUACUUUUGUAUAUAUUGUGUAUCUUCCAUUGCUUUGUCACCCUAACGUUCAGAGCUUGUCUGUAGUGGGUGGGUUUCCCUGUGUUCUAGAGAGGCAGAGGUAGGUCAUCAUCCCCAGUCAAGGUGGCCAUGGAGGAAAGUACUGUCUUUGUUAUUGACCUCAUUGUAUUUUCAUACACAUUACAUAAUAAUGAUGCUAUUUCAAGCCUGUUGUUUUUAAUUUAAAUGAUUUAUUUCCCUGGAUCUUAAUUUUUUCAAUGCAUACCUCUGCGCAUUGUAAAAUAUGAUGUUAUUUGUAUGUAAACUAUUAGUAAACCAUUGCAUUCAUGGGGAUUCGGGGUAUACUGUUGUUUGAAAAUAAUGAAUGUACACUGUAAUUGGUGUUGGGGGAAAGUUAAAUAAAAUGGUGGAUUGUCUUUA